AUGCGAGACCUGAUCAGUGGCGAAGCCGAGCUAGACGAUGAUGAAGAAGACGACUCGUACGGAGAGGAGAAUGGCGAGCGCCGCACCUCGAAGGCACGAACAAACGCACUGGAGGACUCGUCGGAAGAAGAAGACGAUGACGACGAUGAAGAAGAAGCUGCCAAGAUUCGCGAGGGCUUCAUCGUUGACGAAGAUGAAGAUGAAGAAGAUGAAGGUGACGAUUCAGAUGCCCGUGAGCGCGUUGUAAAACGUAAAAGGGAACAUCGCGAUCGGGAAGAGGAAGCGCAACUUGACGACGAAGACUUGGAACUGAUAGGAGAACAAGUCGAGCGCAAGAAGCCGUCCGAGCCCAAGUUCAAACGUCUCAAGAGAGGUCAUCGAGAUGAUAGCGAACGUCCUCCCGAGCGUCGCGGGCUCGAGGAUAUGUUUUCCGAUGACGAAGAGGACAGCAACGAACGACCAUACGGGCGGCCGAGCUUCCGAGCACAAGCAGACGAAUUCGACGACUUCAUCGAAGAGGACUUCCCUGAGGACGAGGAGGCACGCAUGCAGCGACUGGAAGAUGCAGAAGUUGCCCGUCCCCGCGAUAAGGGUGUUUCUGGCGUGGUCGACACCACCGGUCUCGACAAGGAUGCCCUGGAAGACUUUGAGGCCAUCUUUGGCAAUGGUGAAGACUACGACUGGGCACUGCAGAUGGAAGAGGAAGAGGGCGAGAGGGAGCGUGAGGAGCAAGUGAUUGAGCUGAAGGACGUUUUCGAGCCCUCGCAACUUACCGAGAAGUUGCUUACGGAUGAAGACAACGAAAUCCGAACUCUCGACGAGCCCGAGAGGUUUCAACUCGACAGAAAGCCCUUCAAGCACCUGCAGCUCACUGCCGAGCAAUUUAAAGAGGAGGCACGUUGGAUCGCGAACCUUCUGUGGCCGAAGAAGAUGCUCCAGGGAGAUCUACUCGGGCCCUUCACCAAGGCGAUUGGCAAGGUUCUUGAGUUCUUUGUGGUUGACGGCGUCGAAGUGCCGUAUGUCUUCCAACACCGCAAGGACUACCUCAUCCAUACGAAGAAGACGCGCAACCCCGCGCAUCGGGACGAUCCCGAUGCCCCGGAGUUCAUCAUCACCGCCGAUAAACUACUGACCCAAGACGACUUGUGGCGCAUCUUGGAGCUCGACAUUAAGUUCCGAUCGUUGAUGGAGAAGCGGAAUGCUUUAGAAAAGACGCUUGAUAACCUCAAAACUGAAAUGGGCGUCAAUGACGACAUCCUUGAGGACAUGAUCACGCAAGCUGCGAAUAUGGAAGAGCUCCAAGACCUACAAGACUAUCUCAACUUCCAGUAUGCCGCGCAGCUGAAAGACCUUGCUUCUAUGAAUGGAAGUGCCAAACAGACCAAGCGGCCCGGCUCCAAAGGCGCACUGUUCGACAAGGUACGAAGGAGUAGGGUUUACGACUUUGUUCGUGCAUAUGGUAUCACGCCAGACCGACUUGCGCGGAACGCACUCAGGGAAGGGCCCAAGGUCUGGGCCGAUGACGACAACGAGUUGCCUGAUAACCUGGCCGAUCAAUAUAUCGACGAGGACUUCCCCACGGGUGACAGCGUAUUGCAAGCCGCCCGUCAGAUGUACGCUGAGGAGCUCUUUGUGAGCCCUCGUAUGCGCAAACAUUUCCGAGCCAACUUCUACGAAAUGGGUGACAUCAGCUGUCGUCGCACUGAAAAGGGCUUGCGGAAGAUUGACGAAUCUCAUCCAUUUUACGAGAUCAAGUACCUUACUCACCAAAGCUUUGGUGAUAUGGCCCGCCAACCACACUUAUUUCUCAAGAUGAUGAAGGCUGAAGAAGACGGGUUGAUUGAGGUCAAGGUCAGUAUGGAGAACGACGAAGGAUUCAAGCGCAACCUCCGACAGGAGUUUGUGUCCGACAACUAUAGCGAGCGCGCAGACAGGUGGAAUGACGAGAGGACCAAGGUUCUUGAGCUUGCGGUUCCCCGUCUCCUUAAGCACGUUGCCAAGGGUGUAAAGGAGUCGGUGCGCACAGCCUGCCAGGACGAAGUGCUCACCACAUGCCGCGAGGAAUACUCAAAGAAGAUCGAUCAAUCACCUUACAAGCCGAAGGGAAUGGUUUUGGGUACUACGCCGCGCGUUCUGACAUUCUCAAACGGCAUGGCUGACCCUGGCCGUGACGCGACAUGUUGGGCCUGGAUGGACGAAGAGGGCCGCUUCGGAGACCAUGGCAGGUUCGAUAACUUGACACGGAAUGAUGCCGCUCGCGAAGAGUUCGUGGAGCUUGUCAAACUGCGGCGUCCAGAUGUCAUUGGUGUCAGUGGUUGGUCGGCAGACACCCAUAAGCUUGUUCGCGAGCUCGAGAACAUCAUCAGCGACAAGGGUUUGAUGGGUCCUGAGUUUGACGACCCUGAGACCGAUGAAUAUCGUGCCGAGCUGCUUGAGGUCAUUGUAGUGAAUGACGAGGUCGCUCGACUAUAUAAAGACAGCCCGCGUGCUGUCGCCGACCACCCAUUACUUGCCCCUCUCACACGGUACUGCAUCGGACUGGCAAGGUACAUGCAGAACCCUCUGAAAGAGUAUGCCGCUCUUGGCAAGGAUAUAACCUCCCUCGCCUUCCACCCCUGUCAGCAGCUGCUACCUCAGGACAAGCUGCUGAAGAACUUGGAGUUUGCCAUGGUUGACAUGGUUAAUCUGUGCGGUGUCGAUAUUAACGAGGCUGUCGGAGAUUCUUACACGGCCAACCUGCUUCCCUACGUUGCUGGUCUUGGUCCCCGUAAGGCAACGAGUGUGCUGAAAGCCAUCAGCGCCAACGGUGGCUACGUCGCUAGUCGAGCCGAGCUCGUUGGAGACAUCGACAGUGGUAAAAUUCCUGUGGUCGGACCCCGAGUAUGGAACAACUGCGCCAGUUUCCUCUUCAUCCACUUCGAAUCAACAAACCCAACUUCUGAUCCCCUCGACAACACACGUGUGCAUCCGGAAGACUAUGAGCUUGGCCGCAAGAUGGCAGCUGAUGCCCUUGAACUCGACGAAGAGGAUGUCAAGGGUGAGACAGAUCAAAAUGGACCCGGAGCCAUCGUGCGCAAGCUCUUUAAAGAUGACGCCCAGGAGAAGGUUAACGAACUCAUUCUGGAGGAGUACGCCCAGCAACUGGAGGACAAGUACAGCCAGAAGAAGCGUGCGACUCUGGAGACUAUUCGUGCGGAGCUCCAGGCACCAUACGAGGAGCUGCGUCGUAACUUUGUCACGCUCGCUGAUAGCGAGAUCUUCACUAUGCUUACGGGCGAGAGCAAAGAGUCUCUCGCAGUGGGCAUGAUCAUCCCCGUGAAUGUCAGGGUUGUGAAAGACGAAUUCGCUAUUGUCAAGCUUGACUGCGGAAUCGAGGGCAGGGUCGAGCCCAACGAACACGACAGGAAUACCGGCAUGGGCAUCAAGGGCGUCAUUUCGGUCGGACAGACAGUACAAGCGAAGCUUGUGUCGGUUGAGUACAAGAACUUUCUGGCUAAGCUCUCUAUUGACGAGAGGGACAUAAAAAACGGCUAUCGGAAACACAUGUAUCAUCCCCACGGUACAUGGGAUGAGCGACUGGAGGCCGAUGACAAGGAGGAACUCCGUGAAAAAGACAAGAGCACUGGGCGAACCCAAAGGGUCAUCAACCAUAUGCUGUUCAAGCCUUUCAAUGGCAUGGAGGCGGAGCAGUGGCUCGGCACCCAACCCAACGGCGAGAAGGUUAUUCGCCCCUCGUCUAAGGGUAACGACCACCUUGCUAUUACGUGGAAGGUUGCCGACGGCGUAUUCCAGCACGUGGACGUCCUCGAGCUGCAGAAGCCCAACGAUUUCUCCCUCGGCCAGCUGCUUCGUGUUGGCAAGAUGACGUACAAAGAUCUUGACGAGCUGAUUCACGGCUACAUCGAAGGCAUGGUCAAGAAGGUUGACGAGAUGAUGCAACACGACAAGUUCGACAAGCGCUCAAGGGCAGACGUUGAAAAGUGGCUCACCACUUAUAUCGACGCCAACCCUACGCGCUCUGCUUAUGCCUUCUGCAUCAACCCUAAGCAUCCAGGAUACUUCUGGCUUUGCUUCAAGGCGAACAAAUCUUCGCGGGUGAAUGCCAUGCCGGUCAAGGUCCACCACGAGGGAUACGAACUCCUGAAGAACCAGUAUCCGGACAUGAGAGGUCUCUGCAACGGUUUCAAGAUUCUGUACUCCAACGAGAUGCAGAGGCUCCAGAAACAGCAGCAGCGGUAGAGCGGCUCUGCUACCAUCGCGAAUAGCGAUCAUGCUCACGUUGACGCUAUCUUGCCUGAUCUGCCGCCCAAGCAGCCAACAAGAGCGGCGCUCAAGUCGCAGAAGGAGGAGUUUAUAGAGGAAAGAUGGAAGCCAUGAGUUAGGUAGGGGACUGCAUGGGACGCGGGUGACUAGAAGCUCGCCCUGUUCACUCAGUCGCCGAGAUGAUUCAGCCGGUUGGGGUAAGGGGCUUUGUUUGAGACAUUGUUGUAACACUACGCACGAAAAGCAAGAUGAACUGCUUUAGCUCGGCCUACCUGGUUGGCUGAUACACAUAAAUCGAUGAACUGCUCACUGAACUCGCUGCC
Messenger RNA from Verticillium alfalfae VaMs.102, 4586 nucleotides. Its product is annotated as transcription elongation factor SPT6. The coding region runs from base 1 to 4239 and encodes 1412 amino acids. NCBI's taxonomy places the organism in Eukaryota, Fungi, Ascomycota, Sordariomycetes, Glomerellales, Plectosphaerellaceae. Gene Ontology annotation, molecular function: histone binding; nucleosome binding; DNA binding. The record is from RefSeq and is a predicted model, not a curated record. Gene Ontology annotation, cellular component: transcription elongation factor complex. The transcript is spliced from 4 exons. Gene Ontology annotation, biological process: transcription elongation-coupled chromatin remodeling; nucleosome organization; positive regulation of transcription elongation by RNA polymerase II.